Molecule: messenger RNA, 2656 nt
Organism: Dermatophagoides pteronyssinus (European house dust mite)
Lineage: Eukaryota; Metazoa; Arthropoda; Arachnida; Sarcoptiformes; Pyroglyphidae
Cellular component (GO): nucleus
Molecular function (GO): protein binding
Source: RefSeq, a predicted model, not a curated record
AAUCAAAUUAAAUUUUACAAAUAAAAACAAUUUGUUUGGGUCAAUAUAACGAGGCUAUUCAGUUUUUUCUUUUAUCGAGUUAAAUCGAUUUUUAGAGAGCCAAAAAAAAGAUGAUUUCGAAUUUGACGAAAUUUCUGCAUAAAAAUCCAGACAUAAUAAAUGACGAUAAAAUUGUCAAUAGUCAUGAUAAACAAUCUCGAAUCGAAAGAAUUUGUAGAAAAUUGGGUAUUAAUACAAUGCUUAAAGUUACCUACAAACGAAUAAUGGAUCACAUAAGAAAUGAACCAAAGAACGAUGAAAAGGCGCGAUGUUUCUUAAGAAAAGCUCUUUUGCUUAAUAAUAAUUCAGAUGAUAAUUUAGCUAUUGUGAUGGAUAAAUUGAAUCAUGCAAUCCUUGAAAGUGGAUAUGGUGGGCCGACAUUUGUUCAUGCAUAUUGUCAGCGAUCAAAAUGCAAUAUUGAACUCGGCAACUUCGAAGCAGCUUUAUUGGACAUCAACAUUGCCAUCAAAUAUGGUGGUCCAAAUGACGAACGCUCCUUUACACGAUCAUUAGCUAUUUUUUAUAGGAAUUUAAAACAUUUCUUUCCUUCGUGUUCCACCAAACUGAAUUCGAAAGAUAUCAAAACUUGUAUAGAAAACAAUGACCCAUCUCCAUGGAAAAGUUUAUGGGAUUAUCUCACUAACGAUAAAUUGAUUUCGGAAGACAAAGAUGAUCAAUCACAGUUGAGCGGUUUGGAAGAAUUAUUCGAAUUUCAGUGCAAUUUCAAAAUCGACCCACGUUGUGCUAUUGUCAAUAACAAGAAAAAAGGAAGACAUUUCAUUUGUCAAAAUUCAAUUCCAAAUGGGACGCAAGUUCUAGUCGAACGUACUUAUAGUAUCUCAUUCGAUAAUCAAUUUCAACUUCGACUUUGUCUUCAUUGUUGCAAAGAAUGUGAAGAUCAUUUUGUGCCGUGCCGUUAUUGUAGAAUGGCCGUAUUUUGUAGUGAAGAAUGCUUCCAUCGAAGUUGGUCAUCGUUUCAUCGUCAUGAAUGUUUAAUUCUUUCUGUUUUCGAUCGCGAUAAAUUAAACUUGUCCAUUCAUCUGUAUCGAAUGAUAACAAAAAUUGGUGUAAAAAAUGCACUUAUUACAAAACGACAUAUAGAUAAAAUGAAAAAUAAUAAUUCAAACUUGUCCAAAAGAGUUGAAAAAUACUGGAACAAAAGUAUUGAAGAAAUAAUCAACGAAUUUAUUGUCGAACGAUAUAUGAAUGAUGAAAAAUUACGAAAUACACCGGAUUUUCGUAUGAAACCAAGCCAAAAAAAUAGAACUUAUCAAAUGAUGCUCACCUUGUUGGAUCAUAAUGAAAAAUUUGAAUCAUAUUAUGAUAUGAAUUACAUUGGAUUAGCAAUCGAUACAGCUUUGAUACUACUCAUCAAUAAUUACCUGAUCAGGAAGCAAUCAAGUAAACAACAAUUUUCUCUACCUCAUUGGGCUCAUUUACCAAAGAUUUUAUUGAAACAGAUAAUCAAAAAGAAUGAAAAUAAACAAUCUAUCCACGAAUUGAACAUUUUCAAUCAUUCUUAUGAGGAUUUUGCACGUUUAGUCGAAAUUCUUCUUCUUAAUGUCAGGAAAUUGACGACAAACAUGUUCUCUUGGAAUAGUUUGAACUCAUCAGGCGAUCCGCAAAAUGUGGCAACUUGUCAGUGUUUAGUUGGUUCUUUGAUUAAUCAUAGUUGUAAACCGAAUGUUGACUGGGAAUUCGUAAAUGGCUGCAUCGUGUAUACAGCCUCAAGAGAUAUUGAACCCGGUGAAGAAAUCACAAAUUCGUAUGGACCGCAUUCAGAAAUCCCAUUCAUCAAACGUCAAAUAAUAUUAUCACAAAACUAUUAUUUUAAUUGUCGUUGUGAAAUAUGUCGUAUUGAAGUUGAAUACUAUCCGAAUGUUUUGAAAUGCCAAAAAUGUUCUGGUCCUGUAUUGGUCAUACCUGAUUCGUCAAUCAAUUCUGAAUGCAUGAAUUGUUGGCAAUCUUAUAAAAAUGCUUUUGAAAAAAUGGAAUAUGUUGAGGCAAGUUUUCGGAAAUUUUUUGCCAUACAAAUGCUUAUUCAAAAUGAAUGCCGUGGUGCUUAUGAUGGACAAAACGUGUGGUUUGAAAAAAUGCUACAAUGCUUGAAAGAUCAACAAUAUUACCUAUAUGGAAAAAAUCAAAUGUUAAUAAAAAAUCUAAGAAUUGCCUGUCGUUUGUAUUUAAAUCGUGGCGAACUUGAUACUGCAUGUGAUUUAGCAUUUCAAUUGAACGAAAUCGAUGACGAUUGUUUCUCGAUAUCUAUUAAUGAUAAAAACAUGAAUGAUUCCAAUUGGAUAAAAGCUCUCAAAAACCGACACCUUUAUCAUGAUAUUGGAAAAAUGUAUCUGCAACAACAACAAGAAGCAAACAAUGAGUUGAAAAAAGAUGAAAAAAAUGAUGAACAAGAUGUGAACAAUCAACGUUUGUUUUUUGCCAAAAAAAUGGUCGACACUUAUCAUGGGGAUAAUCUGUUUCUUGCCCAAAAAUUAUUCAACUCGUUGAUAAGCGAUGAUGAAUACAAAUUUUCGGAAAUUACUCUUUGAUUUAAUUUUCCUUUUUUAUCGCACACAUUCUUUAUUCAAAAUUCAUUUCGAUUUUAUCACAUAACUUCAAU